Oryza brachyantha (malo sina) is the source of this 1719-nucleotide messenger RNA. RefSeq lists its product as uncharacterized. NCBI's taxonomy places the organism in Eukaryota, Viridiplantae, Streptophyta, Magnoliopsida, Poales, Poaceae. The transcript has 3 exons. Bases 112 to 1194 code for a protein of 360 amino acids. The record is from RefSeq and is a predicted model, not a curated record.
CCCCGUCCCCACGUUUUUCUUUACACCCACGCAACCACACCACCAACCUCAAGACAGCACGUCGCAGCCAAGUUGAUACUGCCGAUCGUCUCGUCGUCGCCGGCGGGCAACAUGACGGCGACGUCCAGGGCCCCGCGGCGACCCCGCGUCCGCGCCCGCCCGCCACCGCCGCCGGCGCCGCUGCCGAACCCGAUCCGCACGGCCCGCGGGGCGCGCUCCGCGGCGGCCGACGAGCUCGUCCUCUCCGAGUUCCUCGAGGCCUCCCUCCGCGUCCCCGACCUCACCCUGCCCAAGAGCAAGCGAUCGUUCCGCUACCCCGCGCCGUCGCCGGCCCCGGACGUCCUCGCUCAGGCCCUCCUGUCGGGCGAGCCGGACGCCGCGCGGACGGCUGUCGGCGCCGCCGCGGAGUCCGGCGCGUUCCGCGUGGGCGGCGCGGUCGAGGCCGGCGAGGUGCGCGCGGCCGUGGAGGCGGCGGCGGAGGUGUUCCGGGCGCCGGAGGAGAUGAAGCGGGAGCUUGGGAGGUGGUUCCGGAGGAGCGAUCGGGUGGCCGGUGAGGAGUUCUACUGGCCCUGGCCGGCGAGCUCGGAUGCCGAUCGGGUGCUCGACGCGGCGUUGGCCGGCUCGACGUACCCGGUGUUCAGGGAGAAGAUGGAGAUCGUUGCUUCGAAAAUGGAGGGUCUCGCACAAUGCGUCAUGACAGUUCUAUCUGAUAACGCCAAGAAUCCUAAAGACUCUGCUCUGCCUACAGAGGCCGCGUCAAUACUGUGUCUGACACUAUAUAACUGUAACAAGUUGAAAACACUUUGGAACGAGUUUGGCAGCACCGAUCCUCCAAACUCGUACGCUUUGAGCAUCCACAUCUCUGGACGUGAUCAGGAAAUUUGUCUCCGGAACCAGUGCGGGUCAACUUUCUUCAGUUUGCCGGCAGGCUCUAUGCUUGUUACAAUCGGCAAGCAGAUUCAGGAAUGGUCCAAUGGGGAGUUCAAGAAUGCUGUUGGUGAGAUACUAUUUGAGCUGACUGAUGAACCGAAUCCGUUCAUUUCUCUGGAACUCUUGUACUCACCAGGCCACCUGCAUUUUCCUGACGUUGGUCGGCACGAAAGGCGCAUUGACCCUCCAAAGACUGUUUAUUUCAGGGACCAGAUUUUGGUUGCUCUGGUUCUUCUCGUUUUCUUCUACCUCUUCUGGAGAUAAUUGCACCCUGGUUGCACAUUAAUCAUACACUCCCUUAUCAAGGCGACAACGCGUGAGAUCAAGUGUCCAAGGAGCCAUUUUUUCCCCGCUUUUCUUGGACAUAGCCUCCUGCUCCUCUCCAUUGCUCAUGGGGAAACACUGCAUGGGUGGCGGUGAUUGCAGGAAGUUGAGUUUUUGCCUCUUUGGAUUUAAAUUCAGAUUUGGUUGUAUGUUAAACCAUACGUGAUAGAGUAGAUAUCCAACUUGGAAAUUAUACUGCGUGGAUUUUGAUCGAUAGAUUGGUGGAUUGAGGCUUGAUUUUGCGGUUGAGGUAUUGUUUGAAGAUGAGAUGUUCUAUAGGAGUUGUUUGUUAAUGUGUAAUGUUUUUUAUGCAUCACAGUUUUUAUGACCAGAGGUGCCUGGCCAUGCGCAAUUUUUCCAUGACAAUGUAAAACUGUUCAUUGUAUGCCUGCAGUGCAAUUUACAGGUAGUAGUAUCACAGCUUUCCUGUACUGAUUGGUUCCCGUUGUCACCGUACACUCGUAC